Messenger RNA from Capronia epimyces CBS 606.96, 2169 nucleotides. RefSeq names its product NADH dehydrogenase. The record is from RefSeq and is a predicted model, not a curated record. Bases 1 to 2169 code for a protein of 722 amino acids. Gene Ontology annotation, molecular function: calcium ion binding; NADH dehydrogenase activity. The transcript has a single exon. Lineage: Eukaryota; Fungi; Ascomycota; Eurotiomycetes; Chaetothyriales; Herpotrichiellaceae.
AUGGAGGCUUUCCCUCGAAUCUCCCGCCACGUCCGGCACCCUAUCCGAGCCUUCCAGCUCUCUCAAUGCCGACCCUCGCCCUCCUCCUUUCGAGCCUCUUUCUGGUCUGCGAAGCCUUUGUCAACUCUGACUCGGACACGCCAUCCGCAGCUUGCCUUUAGAGCUCCUCGUUAUGUGACUUCUCAGCUCUCCUCGCACCUGGUUUGCCGAACCCCCCCGGGUAGCCUACGAUUCAUCUCUACGAAAGAACUGCCCAACCACCGUGGUCCGGUCGCACGCUUCUUCUACCGCCUCUUCGCUUGGACCGGUAUAUUCAUCGUCUCCUGCGGAACCCUGGUCAUUGCCUUCUUCGUCUACGAUGCCUCGACGUACAAGGAAACACCGGAUUCAGUAGGCGAUGUCCCCGUGUCGGAGGCGGCCUUGUCCCCGAGAAGAGGAGGCCCCAAGAAUCUCCCCAUAGCCGAGAUCCUGGUCGACGAUGAGGACUGUGAGAGUAUGCGGGCGCAAAAGCACAAGCCUAAGUUGGUGAUCCUAGGGUCAGGCUGGGGUAGUGUUGCGAUGCUCAAAGAGCUCAAUCCUGGCGAUUUCCACGUCACCCUGGUCUCUCCGGACAACUACUUUCUGUUCACCCCCAUGCUACCAUCUGCCACGGUGGGCACUUUGGAAUUGCGCUCUCUCGUCGAGCCCGUCCGCAGGAUAGUGAAUCGGUUGCGGGGCCACUUCCUCAAGGCCAGAGCCGUCGACAUCGAGUUUUCUCACAAGCUGGUCGAAGUGGCUCAAACCGAUGCGAACGGCGUGGAACAACACUUCUACCUGCCCUACGACAAACUGGUGAUUGGGGUCGGAUCCACCACGAAUCCUCACGGCGUCAAAGGCUUAGAGAAUUGCCACUUUCUCAAGACCAUCGAAGAUGCUCGUUUGAUCAAGAACAAGAUCCUUGGUAACUUGGAGCUGGCUUGUCUCCCUACGACUUCCGACGAUGAAAGACGGAGACUGCUCUCCUUCGUUAUCAGCGGCGGGGGCCCAACGGGUGUCGAGUUUGCUGCCGAGCUCUAUGAUAUGCUGAAUGAAGAUCUUCUCAAAUCGUUCCCCAAAAUACUGCGGAACGAGAUCUCUGUCCAUGUGAUCCAGAGCCGGGGGCAUAUCCUCAACACCUACGACGAGGCUCUUUCCGUCUACGCCGAGAAACGGUUCGAGCGAGAUCACGUAGGAGUCUUAACAAAUUCUCGAGUCAAAGAGGUCACGCCGGACAAAAUCGUAUUCACACAAAUGGAAGAUGGAAAGCCUGUGACCAAGGAGCUUCCCAUGGGGUUCUGCCUCUGGUCCACCGGAGUUGCACAGACAGAAUUAAGCCGAAAGAUUGCCGAUAAACUGGGAGAUUUCCAAAACAAUCGGCAUGCUCUAGAAACCGACACUCAUCUGAGGCUGAUUGGAGCCCCUCUUGGCGAUGUGUACGCCAUUGGAGAUUGCUCUACCGUGCAAAACAACAUCGCCGAGCACCUGACCACCUUCUUACGCGGCCUCGCGUUCGAGAGAGGCAAAGACCCGGACAAAAUCCAGAUCACCUUCCAAGAGUGGCGAGAUCUUGCCCAGAAAGUCCGCAAGCGUUUUCCUCAGGCCUCGGGCCAUCUGAAACGUCUCGAUCGGCUUUUCGAAGAAUACGACAAGGACAAAUCGGGAACCCUGGACUUUGGCGAGCUCCAUGAGCUACUCGUCCAGAUAGACAGCAAACUCACCUCUCUACCCGCGACGGCGCAACGGGCUAACCAGCAGGGACAGUACCUCGGCCGCAAAUUCAACAAGAUUGCCGCGGCCAUCCCUGGGUUUCAGGCCAAUGAAGUCGACUUUGGCGAUCUGGACGAAGCCGUCUACAAGGCCUUCGAUUACCACCAUAUGGGAAGUCUGGCAUACAUCGGCAACGCGGCCAUUUUCGACUUCAACGGCAUGAACUUCAGCGGCGGCUUGUUGGCUGUGUAUUUGUGGCGAAGCAUCUAUUUUGCCGAGAGCGUGAGUUUCAGGACGAGGUUGCUUUUGGCCAUGGAUUGGAGCAAGAGGGCUUUGUUUGGAAGAGGUGAGGCACACUUUUCCCCUCCUUUGUUGUGUUGCUUGCAGUACGUCUCUGAUAUGGCUUCCCCAACUAACGUCGUGACAGACUUGAUGAGCUUCUAG